AUGGAGAAUAUUACAUUGGUAAUGCAGCAGGCGAAGAUGGCAACAAGAAAGUUUUCAGAAAUGAUAUAUGUGCCAGCAGAAGACAUAGAUGACGCUAAAGAAUCACUAGAAAGCAAGCAUUUGCAAAAGGAAGUGGUAAAUGAUAAGAGUGAUCAAGAUAAAGAUGAAACUGAUCUGAACAAUGUGGAAAUUAUUAAUGCUUCUGCAGCAGUUGAAGCUGCAAAGAAAUAUGCCAGUUCCUUGUUUUCAUUAGCCAAAGAAGCUACUGUUAAAGCAGCUAUAACAGCAGAAGAAACUGCAAAGAAGCUUCAAACUGUUGUUGCUGAAAAGACACCGAUUGGCAUUUGGGAAAAAGAACAAGCAAAAUUUAACGAAGAGAUGAUUAUUAAUGAAUCAAACACUACAGCUGAAUUACCUUGGUCAGACAUACCAGAUCAGUGGAUUGUUAAAAAGCAUAUUUUGGCUCUGUCAUUGGAUAGUCGUAAUUUUACUCGCGAUCCUCCAUCAGAAACAAAUUUCGAUUUGACGCAAGUGCAGUCAGUAGCAAUCAGACUCCUUGAAGAAGAUCCCAAUUUGAGGAAAAUUAGAUUCCAGCUUGUUCCAAAAAAAUUAAGUGAAGAACGUUUCUGGAGAAAUUACUUCUAUCGGAUAUCAUUGGUACGCCAAUCAGCUUUGAAAGAAAAGUUAGCUGAAAUUCCAGUAUGCUCAGAAAAUUUUAAAGGAGUUGGAAAUGUGAAACCAUCUGACUUAGUCUUGACAAAUGUUUCUGGAGAAGGAAACAAAGAAGCAAUAGGUUUUUCGGGAACUAAUAAUGAAGAAAGAAAAGAAGUAAUUGGAGUCACUGAAACUAGAAAUGGAAAGUUGAAUGUAGAAACACAAAAAAAAGUUGAUGAAGACUGGGAGCAGGAAUUGGUCAAUGAUUUUAAUGAUUAUGAAGUUAUAAACAGCAGAGUGGAUAAAACAGAUCAGCAGUGGGAAGAUGAAAUCAUUCAGUUACUUGAUUCAUCAUGA
Messenger RNA from Thelazia callipaeda (thelaziosis nematode), 1011 nucleotides. The record is from the annotation of a GenBank genome assembly. NCBI's taxonomy places the organism in Eukaryota, Metazoa, Nematoda, Chromadorea, Rhabditida, Thelaziidae.